Molecule: messenger RNA, 4869 nt
Organism: Fonticula alba
Lineage: Eukaryota; Rotosphaerida; Fonticulaceae
Exons: 9
Coding region: 232-3117 (961 amino acids)
Biological process (GO): autophagy of mitochondrion; protein localization to phagophore assembly site
Cellular component (GO): phagophore assembly site; autophagosome
Source: RefSeq, a predicted model, not a curated record
CACAUCUUCCCUUCUCCCCUUCACCUCUCCUCCUCCCCCUUCCCCCUCUAUCUCUUUACUUGCUCCCGUCGGUCGUCCCUCCCACAUCUGCCCAUCUCUCUCUCUCUGCCCCCUUCCCCCUCGCUGCCCCUCCCCUCCCUUCCUUUCUCCCCCUCUUUUCUCGGCCAGGUGGAGCUGCCCCCUCCCGGCGCACUGGACCAAGCCGUCCCUGGGACCCCGAGGCCGCCUACCAUGGAGGGUGACGGCCCGGCAAGGCGCGAUAGUCCCCGGAGUUCGCCCCUACCCCCCGACUUGGCCAAUGGUCGGCCUCCCUCCUCGCCGCCAGGCCUGUGGCUGCCCUCAGGCAUUCCGCUGGGAUCCAAUUCACCCACCAACAGCCAGGGUCCCCUGGUCGCCAACUCGACCGGGCAAGGUCCUUCCAACUCCGGUCGCUUGCACUCCCCGCACCCCAAUGGGCACCACCACCACUAUGCGACCCCUUUCCCGGUGAGCUCUCGUCCGCGAUCGCAGUCACGCCCAAGUGACUUGGCCGAUGCCUCACGCUCCCUGCCCGGGCUUCUGCACGAUCACCACGCGGGGCCUGCAUUGGCGGGCAGCGACAGCAGCGCCAAUGGCAUGCAUGAUGGCACCGGCGCCGGGCAGCCACAAGCCGGCACCCAGCCCCCCGCUACGAAUGCUACUGCUGCGACCUCCGGCAAUGAUCUCGGUGGCGUUGAUGAGGACGACGAGGACGACCCGCCGCCGCCGUCCCUGACUCCGGCCGAGGUGGCCGCCUCACAUGGGUCUGGCCGGGCAGCCACUCCGGUGCGCAUGCACUCGGGCGGCGGGUCAACCACCGUUGGCGAUGGCCACCUCCCUCCCCGGGGAUUUGCGCCAUCAUCACCGCGUGCCACCCAUGCCGGGGACAGCUUCUUCCCGGCAUCCAUGCUAUCGGCCCUCCAACUGGGCGACCAUGGUGCCGGGGACUUGCACUCGGACAUUCCCUAUGAAAUGUAUCCCAUGGCGCAGCGGGGGUCCGACUCGGGCACCCGGGGGGAUUCCCUCUCCGAGGAGGACCGGCCACUGAUUUCCUCCCGGCGACCGGGGCGUGGCGGCUCAAAGGGCCUGUCCUCGAGGCUAUUCGGCACAGCGGCCCCAUCCAAAUCCCGGAAUGGCACCAGGGGGGGUCCUGGGCUCAUGCCCUCAGACAUGCUGAAUCCCUUCUCCGGGCGCUUCUCCACCUCCACCCGUCCCUACGCCGAGCCCGCUGAUCGAGUCACCUCCCUGUCUCCGGCAUCUACCACGGUGCAAGAUGGCCUCGGGCAUGAGCCUCCUCCCGUGUCGGGUGCCGGGACGGACAGCAACUUCCUUGUUGCCUUUCUGCGAGAAUUCACCCGACAAUCGGCCGGUCUGUCGGCCCAGGAGGCUGAGGCCGUGGCCGCUUUCAAGGCCCAACAGGAGCGCGACCAAGCCGACCUUUGGCCCUCCGACGAUGACCUUGAUGCCUUCCUCAUCCAGGUGUAUGAUUAUUACUGCGGUCAUGGCAUCCAGUCGAUCACCUUCAACUUCCUCUAUGUCGUCUUUCUCUUCAUCUUCACAACCUGCUUCUCCACCUUCUUGCUCUACUGCGUGAACUAUCGCGACCUGUUCAGUGGCAAGAUCCAAUACCUGUCAGAGGCCAUUCAGUUUUCCAACAUUCGGAACAUGCACGUCCCUUAUGCCCUGCUCUUGGCCGCGUGCUUCCUGCUGCUCUUGGCUGUGAUUGCCUCAUUUGUCCGGCAGUUUGGCGACCUCCGGCGUAUGAGUCGCUACUAUGAUGUCAUCCUUGGCUUGCGCGAGACCGACCUCCGCGCCGUCGAAUGGGACGAUGUGUUGGAGCGUCUCCUUGCGGCACAGCCGUCCCCGGCCGAGCGCGCCCGGCGAUCUGGCGUACCCCAAGGAGCCGGGGACUGGCCGGUUCCCGAGGCCAGGGACAGUGGUGCCAUUCCAAUUGAGCCGCCAUCCACUCGUGGGACCCCCCUGCUUCAGGCCUGCGACCAGACAGAUCUGGAGGGCGGCCCUCAGACCGCGCGGCAUUCGGUGUACGCGGCACCCGGCACCGAUGCAGGCCAUCCCCUGCCAGGGAACCCCUCUGGAGUUGGGGAGCCUGGCAUCGAGGCCGGGCAGUCUCCCUGUUUCCGACCGCUCGACGCCUUCGUGGUGACCAACCGCAUCCUCCGGCGGGACAAUUACCUCCUGGGGAUCCUGGCGCACGGCGGUCUCGGCCGCCAUGGGGGCCUGCUGGUCCCCAAUCGCGGGGGCUUUGUCCUGCGCGCCACACGAGGCAGCCGGUACAUGUAUUUCAUUUUGGAGUCCCUGCUGGCCUUCGUUCUCUUUGAGCCCCGAUCGCGGCAGGUGCGCGGCGAGGUCUUUGAGCCGUUGUACCAUGCGCGGGUGUCAAAACGUUUGGCCUUGUGGUUCCGGUCGGCCGGCGUCCUCCUCUUCCUCAUCUCGCCGAUUGCCCUGUUUUUCCUCCUUGCCACCUGGCUCUUCCUCUAUGGCCAACACAUCUACUCCAACCCCCACUUGUUUGGCUCGCGGGACUUCACCGCCCGCUCGCGCCUGGCUCUGCGGGAGUUCAACGAGUAUGGGCAUCUCUUCUCGCGGCGGCUGGACAGUGCCAUCCCUCUGGCUGAAAGCUACUUGUCGCAGUUCCCCACCCCAUAUGGGAGCUUCAUUCUCCGCUUUGUCACCCUCAUUACCGGAUCGGUGGCCAUUACCUUGCUGGCUCUGUCGCUGCUUGGUGGUGAUGCGGUUCUUAAGUUGGAAGUCAGCCCCGGCCGCACGGUCCUCUGGUACACUGGUAUGGCCUCGGUCGCGUAUGCCUGGGCCCGGCGGCAGUUGGCCACUCAAACACGGUCGUCCAGCCGCGGGGGCGACUCCUUCGAGGGGAUCGGCUUCAGCGGCCUCGGCAUCAGCACCCUGGCCGGGGAGGAUGCCGGCCCACGGGCCACUGACCCUGCGCGGGCCAUGGCCCUGGUCAUCGAGCAUACGCAUUACUUUCCCCGGAGCUGGCGCGGGCGUCUGCACACAGUGGAGGUUCGUGAUGCCUUCUCGACUUGUAUCAGCUUCGUGCUCUGGACAUCGCCUGGGAGUUGAUCGGUCUGCUCGUGGUACCGGUGGUCCUCUUUUUCGAACUCCCCCACUCGAGUGACCACAUCAUCAGCUACAUGAAGCAGUACUCGGAGUAUGAUUCGCGCAUGGGGUUCAUCUUCGCUCCGGCCACUCUGGACAUUGUUCGUUUCGGCUCGGUUCCCCCAGAGCCCGGGACCGAGGAGAGCCGCGUGGCGGCCGAGUGGCGGCAAAAGAUCGACCCUCCCAUGUCCCUCCGAUCGAAGGUCGACCGAUCAUUGCUGACUUUUGUGAAAAAUCACCCCGGAUGGCGACCGCCACGAGGGACAGAGCGUUUCCUCCAGAUUUUUGGGUCUGCCGGGGGAAGCAGCAUUCCUCCAGCCAAAGCGGCCGGUAUCUCGACAGGGCCGUCCCCCAACACCGGAGCUUCCUCGGCCAUUGGCACCGAUGCGCCGAGUGCCGGGGAGUCACGCUUCCCAACUACGCCAGCCGCCACAACAGGCGACCUUGGCGCCGGAAGUGACGGCGUCUCCCCGGCACGGGCCGAUCCAAUUGGCACGGAGUCGCCCCUGGCCCAGUGGCGAGCCCUGAGCGACCAUUAUCCGGCGCUGAUGACGGCAGUUGGCUUCGACUCAGUUCGCCUGCCGGGCAAGCGCAAUCACCACCAUCACCAACACCACUAUCUUCACAACCCGCAGCAAGAGCAACAGCCGCCGCCGCCGCCGCCGCAGCAGCAGCACAUGCAUUCAUCGCUUGAUCCCUUCGGGGCGCAUUCCCCAAACGAUGAUGGUCAGCUCGCGAUGGGAUUGCCGGCGGAGGUAGCCACCGGCACGGGAUCGGCUCCCUUGUUGGCUGGAGUGUCCCCCUCCGGAGGCUCGGACUCGUCGGCCGCGCUGACCGGUGUCACGGCCCUCUCUCAGGAGGUUCCCUAUCGCCAGUGGAAUGCCGACACAGAUGGCAGUGGCGGCUUUGUGUCGGAUCCCUGGGGGGUGGAUCGGAGUCAGCCCGGCCAGCCAGGCCAGCCAGGCCAGCCAGGCCAGCCCGGCCAGUCGCCAGCCGGUGGCUGGCGGCAUGGCACGCAGCCUCCAUCAACAGCAGCCCCCCUGGCGACCACCCUGCCCGGAAGUCUGACGCGCGCCGAUGCGGCUAGCCUGUUGUUGGAUGAGCCACUUGAGCCCCUAAUCCUCCCCGGUAGCCGACCACAGUCCAUCCGUGCCCUUGGAGGCCGGGCAUCCAGCGUCACCGGGCCGCUUUUCCAAAGCAGCCGCCCGUGUACCGGGCUUUCCUCGGCCCGAGAGCCUCUGCCAAUUCCCCAGCAGGGGAGUCUCCACCCGGGACAUGGCCAGCCUAUUAUGGCCCUCCUGGAUCAGUAUUACUUUGCCUGUAACGCCCUUCCCGGGGGCAUAGGUGGCGGUGGUGGCAGCGGUUCCGAUGGGCUUGACGAUCUGGACUCCGGCGGCAGUCACAUUCCAACAAUGGCCGCAACGUCCCUCGGCAUCGCGGGAAGCCGCGUGCAUCCGACGACCCCGGGGCCAGCGACGGCGGCGGCUGGUGCCGAGUCCGACGAUGAGGACGCCCCUCCAUCGAGCUUCUAGGCAGAGCCGUGCUUGUGACUCGAGCUGUUUUCCCCUCCGCCCAUUCAUAUGUCUGUGCAUGUAUUUUUAUUGUCCCCCCCGCCCUCAUCCUCUCCCCUCCAUUUCAUCCCUCUCCUUCUCCCUCCCUUCCUCCCUCACGGGUGUCCUCUGUCCUUGUGAAAUAGACCUCCUCCCUCUCCGCACA